This is a messenger RNA of Alternaria atra, 1950 nucleotides long. RefSeq lists its product as uncharacterized. NCBI's taxonomy places the organism in Eukaryota, Fungi, Ascomycota, Dothideomycetes, Pleosporales, Pleosporaceae. The record is from RefSeq and is a predicted model, not a curated record. The coding region runs from base 1 to 1950 and encodes 649 amino acids. Gene Ontology annotation, molecular function: fatty acid elongase activity. Gene Ontology annotation, biological process: sphingolipid biosynthetic process; fatty acid elongation, polyunsaturated fatty acid; very long-chain fatty acid biosynthetic process. The transcript has 2 exons. Gene Ontology annotation, cellular component: endoplasmic reticulum membrane.
AUGUCUGGCGCAGGUCCCUCUCUACACCCCGGCGACUGGCCGUCGAGGGCUGUUCUUCAAUUCCCUCCCGAUGCCGCUCCCUCUCCCAUUCCUCCCCCAUGGACUGGCGAGUCGACCUUCCAGAACCCUUUCCCCAUCCCCGAAGACAUCUACCAGGGCGCUUUGUCCUACAAGGUCCCGCUGACCAUUGCCUCAAUCUACUUUGUCACCGUCACCUACGUCAACUGGUACAACCGCCAACACGGUAACAAGCCGUGGAGGAUUGCCAAAACCCGCCCAUUCUACGCCUUUGUCAUCUUCCACAAUGUCUUCUUGGCUGUCUACUCGGCCGUUACCUGCGUGGCCAUGAUCCGCUGCCUCAAGCACUCUUUCCCUCACUACAGCGAGCCCAACGCCGUUGUCGGCACCAUCGACGCCCUCUGCAAGAUCCACGGUCCCCGAGGACUGGGCGACGCCGUCACCUACAACAACACCAAUGACGCCUGGAGCAGCUUGAACUCCAACGUCCUCGUCGGCCCCACCGGCUUGCCAGACCAGACGGAUGUUGGCAGAAUCUGGAACGAGGGCCUCGCUUUCUGGGGCUGGUGGUUCUACCUCUCCAAGUUCUACGAGGUCCUUGACACGGCUAUUAUUCUGGCCAAGGGCAAGCGCAGCACCACCCUCCAGAAGUACCAUCACGCCGGUGCCAUGUUGUCCAUGUGGGCUGGUAUGCGCUUCAUGUCACCUCCUAUCUGGAUGUUUGCUACGGUCAACUCUGGCAUUCACGCCAUGAUGUACACCUACUACACCGUCUCAGCUCUCGGCUACCGCGUCCCCAACAUCGUCAAGCGAACCCUUACCACGCUCCAAAUCACCCAGUUCCUCGUCGGAUCCGCCUUCGCCGCCAUCCACCUCUUCAUCUCCUACACCGUCCCCGUUUCGGUCGCAUACAAGGUUGCUGAGAAGGUUGCUCCCAAGGUCGUCUCGUCUUCCGUCUCAUCCGCAGUUUCUUCUGCCACUGAGUCGGUUGCCGAAGCCCUCCCCACCGCGACUGGUGUUGCUGUAGCCUUCCUCAGGAAGCUCAUCUACCGCGCCGCUGGCGAUGAAGGUCUCGCAGAGAACAUUCCCGUUCCUGGCCAGCCUAUCCCGGUUCGCCAGCAGCAGCAGCAAGUUAUCGCUGGAGAGCCCGCCCCUACCCACAACGCGGUCCACGACUUCUUCCACCCUCAUGAGACCGUCGAGAAGACUUUCUACCGGACCGAGUACCAAACUGUUCCCUGCGUAGACACUUCAGGCCAAGCUUUCGCCAUCUACGUCAACCUAAUCUACCUCGCACCGCUCACCAUCCUCUUCAUGCGCUUCUUCUUCAAGUCCUACCUCCGUCGCUCCUCGCCCAACGCGAAGAAGGGCUUCAAGCCCCGCACAAUCUCCGACGCAGCCGGUGACGCCAGCCGCAGCGUAGAGCGCGAACUCGACUCCCUUGACAAGUCCGCCGAAGACGCCAUUUCCUCGGGUGUGAACAGGGCUAGAGACGCUGUUCGCGGAAGGAAGCCCACCAACGGCCACAUCAAAGACGAGCGAAAAGGCAGCAUGAGCCCAGCCAACCAAAAGUUCCUCGAGAGCGUCAACCGUCGCGUCAGCCAGAAGCUCCAGGAACUCGACGAGGGUGCCGAUGCUACGAGCAAGAAGGCCAGGCAAAUCGCCAAGGACCUCGUUGGUAAGGCCGAGGCCGCGGGCGACAAGGUCGAGCAGGCUUAUGAGGAUAACGAGGAGGAUGUCAAGGAAGAAGCUGAGAAGGCGAAGGAGAACGCCGAUCGGAAUCGCAGUCCCAGCAAGCUGCCUCGCAAGCAGAACAAGAAGAGCGGGAAGAACGGUCAGACCGAUGAACAGGUAGCUAAGCCUGAGAAGGAGCCUGAGCCAAAGGACCUCAAGAACACGCUUGGUGACAAGGAUGGCAAGGGUCUUUUCUAG